This is a messenger RNA of Linum trigynum, 676 nucleotides long. The record is from the annotation of a GenBank genome assembly. NCBI's taxonomy places the organism in Eukaryota, Viridiplantae, Streptophyta, Magnoliopsida, Malpighiales, Linaceae.
UUCCAUAGUCUAGUAGGACUGUAGGAGGAGAAGGAAAGCAAAAUUUCCCGGCCCCAAAAUCUAUAUAACGCAUUCCCACUAGUACGGAGUUGCCAGAUUCACCGGUAUUCUCUAUCGCCGUCUUUCUUGCGCCCCAAGUUUACAGCAACAAUGGUGAAAACCAGCGAUGACGUAGUGAUCGGAAUCGAUCUCGGGACGACCUACUCCUGCGUCGCUAUCUCCCGCUACGGCAAGACGGAAAUCAUAGCAAACGACCAGGGAAACCGCACCACCCCUUCCUCCGUCGCCUUCACCGCCGCCCCCAACCCCGAGCGCCUCAUCGGCGACGCCGCCAAGAAUCAGGCUGCUCUCAACCCUCGCCGCACAAUCUUCGACGCCAAGCGCCUGAUCGGGAAGAAAUUCGACGAUCCGGAGGUCCAGAGCGACAUCAAAUUCCUGCCCUACCCUGUCGUCAACUGAGAAUAAUUGAGAGAUGAGAGGUUUUUGUGGAAUGAUUUUCUCAUUGCCUUUUGCAGCAAUGCUGCUGUAUUAUGUACAGAGUAAAACGAGCUACAGGACAAACUACCAAUAACCGUCUCAUCCAUCUAAACUUGGACAAGUGGCUAUCUCGUACUAGCUACAGCUAAUAACAACAAAAGACUAAAAGCUGUACAACCUAUAAACAAAACGCUAUCGU